This is a messenger RNA of Ochotona curzoniae (black-lipped pika), 576 nucleotides long. RefSeq names its product interleukin 25 (gene IL25). The record is from RefSeq and is a predicted model, not a curated record. Gene Ontology annotation, cellular component: extracellular region. The coding region runs from base 1 to 576 and encodes 191 amino acids. The transcript is spliced from 3 exons. Lineage: Eukaryota; Metazoa; Chordata; Mammalia; Lagomorpha; Ochotonidae. Gene Ontology annotation, molecular function: cytokine activity.
AUGGAAGUUCAGAGGUUCUGGGGCAAAGAUGGGCAGUGGGAGUUGGAUGAUGAUACUCCCAGCCUCAUUGCUUUGUUUCUACAGGUGGUGGCAUUCUUGGCAAUGGCCAUGGGGACCCACACCCUCAGUCAGGCACACUAUUGGCCGACCUGCUGCUCCAGUCAAGGACAACACCUUCCUAGGGAGUGGCUGCAGUGGUCCCCAGUGCCCACGCCUGUGCUAGAGCCAGCAUCGGCCAGCAUCCCCUUCUCCGAAGAAUCCUGCAGGGCCAGUGAAGAUGGACCCCUCAACAGCAGGGCCAUUUCCCCCUGGAGAUACGAGUUGGACAGAGACCUGAACCGGCUGCCCCAGGACCUGUACCACGCCCGCUGCCUGUGCCCGCACUGUGUCAGCCUCCAGACGGGUAGCGACAUGGACCCCCUGGGCAACUCAGAGCUGCUCUAUCACAACCAGACUGUCUUCUAUCGAAGACCAUGCUCCCGGGAGCAUGGUGCCCCCCGGGGCUAUUGCCUGGAGAGCCGGCUGUACCAAGUUUCCUUGGCCUGUGUGUGCGUUCGGCCCCGGGUGAUGACCUAG